AUGCUUAAGGAAAAUUAUGGUUACCCAGAUACUCUUGACUUUAGUGACAGAUAUAAAGAAGCUAUUAGAAAGUUCAAGGAAGGAAAUACUGACCCGAACCUAUUUAGCUUUAUGGUUCAGCACCAAAUGGGAUAUAAUUUCAAACCUGGAAAAUACAAGCUCGCUAAGGGAUAUGAUUUAAUAGCAUAUCAUCCAAAUGACAUGAAUGAAUUUACUCCGAGAUAUUUGGUGUCAGAGAUAAAUGAUAAUUCAACUAUCUUCAUGAAACGCGUAAAAAAUAGAGACGGAACGAAAGAAGAAAGGGUUAUGAAUGCGGAUGGCUUAAAUAGGGAACUUGUUAAAAACGGUCCCGGAAUAUAUGAAAUGCCAGCAGAUGAGGUACAAGAAACUCCACAGGAAGAAGUUCAGAUACAACCAGACAUGGAAGAAAUAGUUCAGCAACAACAGCUAGAAGAGCCUGAAGGAAACGAACAAGUCCCUCCUUUGGAAACUAACUUCACAGAACUAGAUGAAGAUUUGGAACAGCCGAAAAAUCUUGACCCUCAACAAGAGUAUGCGGAGAAUAUGGAAUCUUUCCAAGAGUCUAAGAAAAAUUCGGCUGACAUAGUAGAAGAAUAUCGAAAAAUGUUCGCCGACAUACAAAAGACUCCAACAUCAGAUGAAAAUAUUCAGCAUAGAAUGGAAGUACUGAAAGAAAAUGUACGCAAAUACAACAAUCCUUUUUACUUACGACCAUAUAACGUUCAAUCUUUGGCUGAACUCGGUGAAAAUAAAAGGUUAAAUUUCAACAAAACAUAUAGAAAUGAAACAUUGUUUAAAGUUCAUUCAGA
Trichomonas vaginalis G3 is the source of this 830-nucleotide messenger RNA. RefSeq names its product protein of unknown function, DUF4106 family. Lineage: Eukaryota; Parabasalia; Trichomonadida; Trichomonadidae. The annotation marks the transcript as partial. The record is from RefSeq and is a predicted model, not a curated record. The transcript has a single exon.